This is a messenger RNA of Saimiri boliviensis boliviensis (Bolivian squirrel monkey), 1871 nucleotides long. NCBI's taxonomy places the organism in Eukaryota, Metazoa, Chordata, Mammalia, Primates, Cebidae. The record is from RefSeq and is a predicted model, not a curated record.
UAGAGCGGCUGGCUCGGCUGAGGAGCGCUUGCACAUAUCUGCGGCGCAGGAAUUCAAUAAAGAAGAUGGCAGCUCUGACUUCAAGGAAGAGGAAGCAGGAUUUUUUGAACUGUGACAGCCUUUUGCUCUUCACUGAAAAUCUGUUUCCAUCACCUAAUAAAAAGCAUUGUUUUUAUUAAAACAGUGAUACAAAUGAAGAGAACCUGCUUUCUUCUCAACAAGGGCCUUUUGUUUUAAGUGCAUUCAAAACAUCUGAAAUAAAUAGACGGCCAUCAGCAAAUCAAGGCUCACCAUUUAAAUCUGCUGUGUCCACUGUAUCUUUUUACAACCAAAAUAAGUGGUACCUCAACCCGCUGGAGAGGAAGCUGAUAAAAGAGAGUAGAUCUACUUACCUAAAAAAUCAUGUUGAAGAUAAAUCUUUUCCCAUCGUGACAGAAAAAAUGCAGGGAAAACCAGUCUGCCCCAAGAAGAACAACAAAAAGCCACAGAAGAGUUUAACUGCUAAGUAUCAACCAAGGUAUAGGCACAUCAAGCCUGUAUCAAGGAAUCCUAAAAAUUCCAAGCAAAAUAGAGUAGUCUGUAAGCCAGUUGGGGAGAAAGAGAAUAAUUGUUACUCGGCUGAAAAUAAUCCCAAUGCUCCUCGGGUUCUAAGCCAAAAAAUAAAACCACAAGUUACACUUCAGGGUGGAGCAGCAUUUUUUGUUAGUAGAAAAAAAUCCUCUCUUAGAAAGUGGUCCUCGGAAAAUGAGCCAUCAAUGGGACUCACCGGAAAGAAUAAAUCAGAAUUGAUUGAAGAUUCUGAUGUAGAGACUGUCAGUGAAAAAAAAGCGCUUGAGACAAGGCAAGUGCCAAAGUGCUUGUUCCUAGAAGAGAAAUUGAACAUUGAGCUACUGAAUGUAAGCAGUAAAAAUCAAGAGAAAUUAAUAAAGAACUCAUCAGGUGACAGAGUUUCUUCAAAGGAAUAUGAAGUUGAUAAAAAUAAGCCUUUUCCUUCAGAGGAUUCUCUUGGUGAGAAGACAAUUUCUCCUAAGUCCACUGUCUAUCCAAUCUUCAAUGCAUCUUCAGUCAAUUCAAAAAGAUCUUUUGGUGAAGAACACUCUUCUGUGGGAUCUGUCAACUUCUUGAAACAGACCAAUAUUCAGAAAAAUACUAUUAUCAGAGAUACAAGUAAAAAAGCAAAAGACCAACUCGUCAUUGAUGCUGGUCAGAAACAUUUUGGGGCUACUGUGUGUAAGUCUUGUGGCAUGAUAUAUACUGCCUCCAACCCUGAAGAUGAAAUGCAACAUGUACAGCAUCACCACAGAUUUCUGGAAGGAAUCAAAUAUGUGGGUUGGAAGAAAGAACGUGUAGUAGCAGAGUUUUGGGAUGGGAAAAUCGUGUUGGUUCUGCCACGUGAUCCAAGCUUUGCUAUCAAAAAGGUAGAAGAUGUCCAAGAACUUGUUGAUAAUGAAUUGGGCUUCCAGCAAGUUGUUCCUAAAUGUCCAAACAAAAUAAAAACUUUUCUUUUUAUAUCUGAUGAAAAGAGAGUAGUUGGGUGUUUAAUUGCAGAACCCAUCAAACAGGCCUUUCGUGUCCUCUCUGAACCAACUGGUAUGCAAUCCCCAAACUCUAAAGAAUGUCCUAGGGCUUGGCAAUGUUCAGAUGUACCAGAACCUGCAGUCUGUGGGAUAAGUAGAAUCUGGGUUUUCAGACUGAAGAGAAGAAAGCGCAUUGCAAGACGACUGGUUGAUACUCUCAGGAAUUGCUUCAUGUUUGGCUGUUUUCUCAGCACUGAUGAAAUAGCAUUUUCUGAUCCGACACCAGAUGGCAAGUUAUUUGCAACCAAGUACUGCAACACUCCUAAUUUUCUUGUAUAUAAUUUUAAUAGUUAA